Messenger RNA from Drosophila eugracilis, 567 nucleotides. RefSeq names its product peptidoglycan-recognition protein LF-like. Gene Ontology annotation, biological process: peptidoglycan catabolic process. Gene Ontology annotation, molecular function: zinc ion binding; N-acetylmuramoyl-L-alanine amidase activity. The coding region runs from base 1 to 567 and encodes 188 amino acids. The transcript is spliced from 3 exons. The record is from RefSeq and is a predicted model, not a curated record. NCBI's taxonomy places the organism in Eukaryota, Metazoa, Arthropoda, Insecta, Diptera, Drosophilidae.
AUGUAUCUUUGGAUCAUAAAUCCUUAUCAAUUGAGUUUAGGUCAUAGGAAUGAUCUGUACAUAGUCGAACGCGAUGAGUGGGGAGCUGAGAAGCCCAUCACACAGGAAUUUAUCAAUCUACCAGCGGAAUACGUUAUUAUACAUCACACAGCCACUGAACAAUGCGAAUCGAAGGAUGCUUGCAUAGAUCUUAUGAAUGUGAUUCAGGAUGUCCACAUGAAUAUCAAUGAUUGGAAUGACAUAGGCCUGAAUUUUUACGUAGGCGCCGAUGGCAAGAUUUAUGAGGGUCGUGGCUGGGAUGUACGAUCUCAACGGUUAAGGGGUUAUGAAUCUGUAUCUAUAAGCAUUGGUUUUAUUGGUACAUUUUCGAAUAUUGAGCCACAGGUGAGGCAAGUUGAGGCAGCCAAGCGAUUGAUGGAGAACGGAGUUCGUCGGAAGAAGUUGCGCCAAAGUUAUCGCAUCUACGCCCAGAGGCAGUUUCAGCCCACCGAAAGUCCUGGCCAGAAACUUUAUGAACUAAUGAAGCAAUGGCCACGAUGGUCAACUAUUAUUAAGCAUUUUGACUAG